This is a messenger RNA of Triticum aestivum (bread wheat), 1264 nucleotides long. RefSeq lists its product as uncharacterized. The record is from RefSeq and is a predicted model, not a curated record. The coding region runs from base 13 to 1059 and encodes 348 amino acids. Gene Ontology annotation, molecular function: isomerase activity. Lineage: Eukaryota; Viridiplantae; Streptophyta; Magnoliopsida; Poales; Poaceae. Gene Ontology annotation, cellular component: cytoplasm. The transcript has 6 exons. Gene Ontology annotation, biological process: biosynthetic process.
GACAUACUCUCCAUGUGGUCUAGUAGUAUACUUGUCAUUGCUGAUUACGGAGGGAGUAGUCGUCUACUCGUCAUUGCUGAUUACGCCACGAUUAUCAGCAGCCGGCGCCGCCGUUGCUGUUAUCCUGCCGCCGCCGCCGCCGCCGCCGCCGCCUGGUUCGGAGAAAUGGGCAAAAGAGCCAUCCGAUACGCCGUGGUGGAUGCCUUCGCGGCUGAGCCCUUCAAGGGCAACCCCGCCGCAGUAUGCCUCCUCGAAGAGGAGGGCGCCUCCGCGGCCAUGGACGACCGGUGGAUGCAGUCCGUCGCCGCCGAGUUCAACCUCUCGGAGACCGCCUUCCUCGCCCGGGACUCCUCCGGGGGAGCCGGCGCAGCCCCGCGGUUCCACCUCCGAUGGUUCACUCCCGUCACGGAGGUUGACCUCUGCGGGCACGCGACGUUGGCCUCUGCGCACUUCCUCUUCACGACUGUUCUUCCGGAGCAUGGCAAGCUGGAGUUCAUGACCAGGUCCGGGAUCCUAACUGCCAAGAAAGUCCCUGCACCAGGGAGCACUGGCGUCCCAGGUGAGGAGCAGGGGAAGCUGUUUAUUGAGCUGGAUUUCCCCAUGAUUGGUUUUCUGGACUGCAACCAAAUGCCGUCGAUUCCAGAGACCCUAAACGGUGCGCCCAUUGUCAGCGUUCACAAAUCGGCUACCGACGGCGACCUCAUUGUGGAACUUUCUUCAGGAAAAGAAGUUGUUAAUAUCCUUCCUAGCAUCGAUGAAAUUAAAAACUUGGCCUGCAGGGGUCUUAUUGUUACAGGACCGGCGCCGGCUGGAUCUGGUUAUGACUUCUUUACACGUUUCUUCUGCCCAAAAUUUGGGAUAGAUGAGGACCCUGUUACGGGCAGUAUACAUUGUGUUUUGGCACCCUAUUGGGGCAGAAAGCUGGGGAAGCAAAAAUUGACGGCAUUUCAAGCGUCUCCAAGGGGUGGAACACUAUACCUGCAACUGGAUGACGCAAAUCAGAGAGUGCAAAUCCAGGGAGAAGCUCUUACUGUGAUGGAUGGGACGCUCCUAGCCUAGCCAGCCAUUGGCAAUUUGGCAUCCAUCUACUCGUAUAUGCUUUGAAGGACUACCAUUCAUCCAUCUACUCGUAUAUUUACGGAGUUAUAAUAUGACUUUGGAUGUUUGUGAUUAUAUUUGCUGUUAUAUGCUUGUUGAACAGUUAACUGUUUAUGGAUAUAAAAAAUGCCCCCUCCAUUCCCUAAUAUAAGACAUUUUACCCUUU